Messenger RNA from Monosiga brevicollis MX1, 2010 nucleotides. RefSeq lists its product as uncharacterized. The transcript has 13 exons. Lineage: Eukaryota; Choanoflagellata; Craspedida; Salpingoecidae. Bases 70 to 2010 code for a protein of 646 amino acids. The record is from RefSeq and is a predicted model, not a curated record.
CACUUGGUUCGCCCAUCGAUUGAGACCGAUAUUGCGCGUCAAUCGCGCCAUGCCCUCAGUGUCAUCAACAUGGACAAGUGCACCGUCAGUCAAACACAACGCGAGGACCAGCACCAAGCUCGUCAGCUUGUGGAGGAGACAGCAGAAUUCAGGCCCCGAGGCGUACGUGAGAUGCACGGGAGACAGAUUGAGUUUGAGAUUGAGUUUGAGUUUGAGUUUGAGCUUGAGCUUGAGCUUGAGCUUGAGCUUGAGCUUGAGAUUGAGAUUGAGAUUGAGAUUCCAACGCUCCUCGCCUGCCCCUCGCCCGCACUUGAAUCAUCGCUCAUGUUUUUUACACCUCGCGUGGUGCAGGCUAGCCGGGGCAAGAUGUCAGACCUGUUCCGUGUGCAUGCUGUGACUACAUCUGCGCUCUGGGCGGCUUCCUCUCGCGCCGCUCAGUGCGUGUGUGUGUCCGAGCUGGGUCAAACCAGGAUCAUGAGUGUGCGAGACCUGAUCCAUCAGCUGGAUGCAGCCAAGUUGGAGGCUGAUCAGCAACGCCGCGAUCGCCAACGACGCCUCGCCGAGCUGGAGGCUCAAGCGCAGCAAGAGCAGGCGGCCGAAGCCAUGGCUGCAGCGAAAGCUGCUCAACAGGAGCUGGAGCAAGCUCGCGAGCUAGAACGCUCGCGAUGGCACGUCGAUGAAGAUGCCAGCGCCCGUGAAGUGGCGGAAGGCAAGGCCAAACUCCUGGCCAAACUCCAGCACACCCCUCAAAUCAAGGUCGGCAUGGCUGGACAGGAUGCCCCCCGCUACAUCUUUUCCUCUCUCAUUGGCACUGUCGACAACCCUUUGGCUAUGGACUUGGAGAAGCAUGCACACGUCAAACGCGACCGCUACAUCGGGGACACCGUCUGGCCCUACACCGACGUCUUGACCAUUCGACCCCUUAUGGAACGUGGCAUCAUUCGCGGAGAGAAUGAGCUGCGUUGGCUUUUGGACUACAUCUAUAAGGAAGAGCUGGGUUUGACACCGGAGCAGAUCAAGGAGCAACCCGUGUUGGUGACAGAACCCCCCUUCAGCCCCCUCAAGAAUAGGGAGCUGUUGGCGCGAGUGCUGUUUGGUGAAUAUCAGAUUCCGGCCCUCUUUGUCGCCAACACCUCCGCGCUGGCCCUAUAUGCCAGCGGAAAAGUCACCGGCGUUGUCGUUGAGCUGGGACAUAGCUACUCCACCUCGGUAGCCGUCUACGAGGGCUCGGUCCUGCCCAACACCCUCCGGCGCCUCGACAUUGGUGGCCGUGAUCUGGACCACGUCUUGUUCAGUCAACUUCAGGCGCGUGGCUACAACGUCAGUCCUCAGCGCACAUUUGACCAAUUUUUGGUGCGAGACAUCAAGGAACACCAUUGCUUCGUGGCCUAUGACUAUGAAGCCGCACUCAAGGGCUCUCGCGGCGAGAGCAAAGCUAGCGCUUGGGCUCGCAAUCAAGCUGGGCGGGUUGAUUAUGAUGUGACGAGCCAUGGGAACGCUGACCUUCCAGGCUUUGACGAACGCCUUGUGCCAAACGUGCUGACGCUGGAUGAGGAAUUGUUUCGAUGUGGCGAGGCAUUGUUCAACCCGCGUGACAUUCUGGGCCGCACCGACGACCUGAUUGCUGGUAUUCACCAGUACGUCUUCACUCUUUGCAUUUGGGCUUGCAUAUACGCGUACUCACGCCGGGAAAUCAAUCAUCAUAGUAUGGUCUCGCAAACCAUUACAAGCCUGCCCUUGGACCUGAAGCGCGACAUGUUUGCAAACAUCCAUCUGGCCGGCGGCACGAGCCUGUUGCAUGGGCUGGCUGAUCGGCUGCGUAAGGAGCUGCGGGUCAUUGCUCCGCCUUCGAUUGAGAUUGUGGUCCACGACCCUGUGAAUCGGCAUUUCGCCACUUGGACAGGUGGUUCUUUGCUGGCCUCAACUAAGAGCUUCAACCCACAUUGGAUUGCUCGCGAUGAGUAUGAAAGAUAUGGCGUGGAACUUGUCCACGCAACACGGGAUGGUUAA